AUGGGAGUAUCAUGUGUGUGCCAUUUGCCCGUGGCGGAGGGGAAGAGCGUGCAGCAGACGGUGGAUCUUCUGCAUAAGAAGCUGGAGCAACUCGGAGCUGUGAAGCAACAGGGAAACUUCAGUGUUGACUGUGAAACAUACCACCCCACUGCUACCACAAGCGCUCAGCCCUCUAAGCUGCUGUAUGUGAUGCACACUUCUGAAACUCCAUUGAGCUGCAUGGCCCUGUUUGAAGGGGGGCCUUGUCUCGUUGCAGAUGCAAAUUUUGAUGUGCUCCUGAUAAAACUAAAAAGCCACUUUCAGAAUGCCAAGGGACACAAAGUGGAGUGUAGAGGACCAAAAUAUCGCUACAGUGACUUCUCAAUCAAAGUUGGGACGGUCACAAUAAGCUCGAGUGCCAGAGGGAUAUCUGUUGAGGUGGAGUACUGCCCUUGUAUUGUUCCAGGAGACUGCUGGAAUCUAAUGAAGGAGUUCAUGCAGAGUAUUCUUGGCCCUAAUGUUCCUGAAUUACCAUCGGUUUUCACUUUAUACUGGGGAUUGAUCCACGCUACUCUGUUCGGGGGGUGGACCGUGGAGUGGACCGUGGAGUGGACCGUGGGGUGGACCGUGGGGUGGACCGUGGAGUGGACCGUGGGGUGGACCGUGGGGUGGACCGUGGGGUGGACCACCGCGUUUUAUUACUUAAUAUGUUUUUCUUCGUGGUGA
Messenger RNA from Knipowitschia caucasica, 705 nucleotides. NCBI's taxonomy places the organism in Eukaryota, Metazoa, Chordata, Actinopteri, Gobiiformes, Gobiidae. The record is from the annotation of a GenBank genome assembly.